AUGCCUGGCUUUCUCACGAAACUGGGACUUGGUUCGCCUGAGAUCAGCGAAGGUAUCGCUCUUGACGAGAUCCAGAGCUCUGGCACAUCUAGCCCCAAGGGCGAAAAGGACGAGAAGAACCUUGGUGUUUCAUCGGCACACGAAUUGUCAGAGGCAGAGGCUGCUAGGCGCUUGAAAGUCUUCAAGCACAAUGCUGAUGCACUUUGGGAUCCUAACCUUGAGAGUGAUGAUCUUCAUGCAGUUGACGAAGCUGUCGAACAUCAUGACAAGGAUGGCGAGAAUCAUCUUGUGAACGAGCUUCUGGAGAACAGUCCUUACCCAGAAGUCAGAGCUGCCGUCAGAAACUACGAUGUUGAUCUGUAA
Molecule: messenger RNA, 363 nt
Organism: Aureobasidium musti
Lineage: Eukaryota; Fungi; Ascomycota; Dothideomycetes; Dothideales; Saccotheciaceae
Source: the annotation of a GenBank genome assembly